Molecule: messenger RNA, 3539 nt
Organism: Astyanax mexicanus (Mexican tetra)
Lineage: Eukaryota; Metazoa; Chordata; Actinopteri; Characiformes; Acestrorhamphidae
Gene: smc5
Product: structural maintenance of chromosomes 5
Exons: 24
Coding region: 51-3299 (1082 amino acids)
Biological process (GO): double-strand break repair via homologous recombination
Cellular component (GO): Smc5-Smc6 complex
Molecular function (GO): ATP binding; ATP hydrolysis activity
Source: RefSeq, a predicted model, not a curated record
GCUAUGAGGCGCUACAGCGGCGCGAAACGAAAGCGGAGAGGUGCGGGAGAAUGGCGCUCCAGAGCAAAAAGAGGAGAAUAAGUCACAUUUUAACAAACUCUCAGCUUCCCAACAGCCAGAACCUGCUGCUGCCCUGCAGCUCGCAGAAUGGCAGCUUCGCCCAGGAGAACGGGCAGAGCGGCCCCUGCGUGGAGGGAUCCAUUCGCCGCAUCACCAUGCAAAACUUCCUCACAUAUGAUCACUCAGAGGUUUACCCUGGACCCAACUUAAAUAUGAUAGUGGGAGCCAAUGGCACUGGCAAGUCGAGUAUUGUCUGUGCCAUUUGUCUUGGACUGGCAGGGAAGACUGCUAUCCUGGGCAGAGGGGAUAAGGUCAGCUUGUAUGUUAAGAGAGGCUGUCAUAAAGGAUCUGUGGAAAUUGAACUGUACAGGAAAGAGGGAAACUUGGUGAUUAACAGGGAGAUCCAUGUAGAAAAUAAUCAGAGCGUGUGGAUGAUGAACGGUAAACACUCCAGUCAGAAGGCUGUGGAAGAAGCAGUCAAGGAGCUCCAGAUUCAGGUCGGAAACCUCUGUCAGUUUCUGCCUCAGGAGAAAGUUGGUGAAUUCGCUAAAAUGAGUAAGAUUGAGCUUCUUGAAGCCACCGAAAAAUCUGUUGGACCACCAGAGAUGUACAACUUCCACUGUGAGCUGAAGACCUGUCGCACCAAAGAGAGGGACCUGGAGAAUUUGUGUAAAGAGAAGGCCAACUUUCUAGAGAAAGCAAAGCAGAGGAACGAGCGCAAUAAGGUGGAUGUGGAACGGUACCACAUGAAGAGGAGACAUCUGGAUAUGAUCCAGAUGUUGGAGAAAAAGAAGCCUUGGGUGGAGUACGAGACAGCUCGUAAAGAACUGGAAGAAGUUAAAAAGCAGAGGGAAGAAAUGAAAAAGACGGCAAAGUCACUAAAGGAAACUCAAGCUCCCCUUCUGAAAAAGAUCCAGGCUAUGGAAAGCAAGCUACAGCCUAUUGAGAAUCAGAUGAAGGAGAAGACUGUUAAAAUCAGAGAGGCGUCACAGAGAUGCAAACACAAGCAAGACCAGCUGGACCGGAAACAUAAGGAGAUUGAUGACAUCAAGCAGGCCCUUAGUCUGAAGCAGACUGAGGAAACUGAUCGGCAGAAGCGAAUCGGGAACACGCAACGAAUGAUCCAAGACCUGCAGAGGGAGCUGGAUAACAUGGGCAGCCAAGAGGAUGUCACACCAAAGAUUGAAAAAGUCAACGCUGAUCUCAGGACCAUCUUGGAGGAGAAGGCCAGGCUGGAUGGAGAGCAGCAGGAUCUGCGCAGGGAUAAAGACGAGGGCUUCGGGGAGCUGAGACGUCUACAGAUUCGUCUGAGGGGUCUAGAGGACAUGAUGAACAGAAAGGAGGAAAUGUUGCGCAACCGCUUCCGGGACACCUACCAGGCCUUACAGUGGUUGAGGAAGAACCGCAAUCUUUUCGAGGGAAAUGUCUACGAGCCCAUGAUGCUGGUGAUCAAUGUUCGAGAUCCAAAAUUUGCAAAAUACAUUGAGAGCCACGUUCCCGUCAAUGACCUGAGAGCCUUCGUCUUCCAGAAGCAGCGGGAUAUGGAGAAGUUCAUGUCAGAGGUUAGAGAUAAUCAAAAGCUGAGAGUUAACAGCGUUAUUGCACCUUUGGAAUCCUGUGCUAAUCGGCCACCAUCACGACCCCUCGAAUCUCUCAAGCGCUUUGGAUUCAUCUCCUACCUCCGAGAGCUGUUUGAUGCACCUGAUGAGGUCAUGAGUUACCUGGUUCAUCAGUACAGAGUCAAUGAUGUUCCUGUGGGCACUGAAAAGACCAAGAGCAUGAUCGAGACGGUGAUAAAAGAAUCUCAGCUGAGGAUGAUCUACACUGCAGAGGAGAAAUACACAGUGAAGAAAUCCGCCUACUCCAACAAGACCAUCUCCAGUAACUCCGCCCUGCGCCCCUCUCAGUUCCUCAGCAUGGCCAUCGACUCUGAGGAGAAACGGCAGCUAGAAGAACAGCUGAGCGCGGCUCAGCAGAAGGUGGAGGACGUUGAUGCUCGGAUGAAAUCCAUUCAGGAGCAGCAGGGAAAACUGGACCGGCGGGACAACGAACUCCGCACUGAGAAGAAGCGUCUCUCGGAGAUAAAAGGCAAGAAGAGACAACUGGAGCAGAAAAUCAGCACAAAACAGGACAGCCUGAGGCAGAUGGAGCAGAGCGGGAUCAACCUUCAGGAAGCUGAGGAGGAGGCUAAGGCCAAAAUCUCUGACGUAAAUGACCAGAAGGUGGCCAUUGUGGAGGAGAUCUUGAAUUUCAUGAAGCUGAGAGCCAAGCUGAGCAUGGAGAAAGUUUACCUGGCUCUGGAGUCAGCAGGUCUGGCGGCUGAGAAAACUCAACUGGAGUCAGAUCUCAGGGAGGGGUCGGCAGAACUCAGGAGAGCCGAGCAAGAGUUUGCUCAGCUGGACCAGAGGAAGACGAGUCUGUUGGGGACGUGUAAGAGCUUAAUGAGGAGAGCCAGUGAGAUUUGCAACAUGAACCCAGGAGAAACUGUAGUACCAGAGAUUCUGCGCACGGCUUUCAGCGAGCUGCCGGACACUCUGGAUGAGAUUGACGCCAUGUUAAACGAAGAGCGAGCCAGAGCAGAGUGCUUCACUGGCCUUAAUGAAGCAGUGGUGGAGGAAUACAGUAAGAGAGAGAAGGAAAUAAAGAACAUGGAGAAGGAGCUGGAGGAAAAGACGAAGGCUCUGAACGAAUACAGACAAAACAUCUCAGAGGCUAAGGAACGCUGGCUGAAUCCCUUGAAGCUGUUGGUGGAGCAGAUUAAUGAAAAGUUCAGUGAUUUCUUCCGCUCCAUGAACUGCGCUGGGGAGGUGGACCUGCACUCUGAAAAUGAGGAGGAGUAUGAUAAGUACGGGAUCCGGAUCCGGGUGAAGUUCCGCAGCAACACUCAGCUACACGAGCUGACCCCGCACCAUCAGAGCGGCGGAGAGCGCAGCGUCUCCACCAUGCUCUACCUCAUGGCCCUGCAGGAGCUCAACCGCUGCCCCUUCAGAGUCGUCGAUGAGAUCAACCAGGGUAUGGAUCCGGUGAAUGAGAGGAGGGUAUUUGAUAUCGUGGUGAAGACGGCCUGUGGUGGAAACACAUCUCAGUAUUUCUUCAUCACACCUAAGCUUCUACAGAAUCUGACGUAUGCAGAGGAGAUGACCGUCCUGUGCGUACACAACGGCCCCCACAUGCUCCCCCCAAACAAGUGGAACGACAGGGCUUUUCUCAGGCGAGUCAAACGGAGGACCAACCAAUAAAUCAAUAUAUCAAAUUCUCAAGUUCUUAACAUUUUAACUAAUCACAUAUCUCCUGCUACUAUUCCUAUAUCACACCUCAAUACUACACCAAGUGCCUGUUCUAUCUGUUCUCUUCUUUUAGUUUUAACAAGUCGUUCGUUGUUAUUUAUAAUUGUUAUGGUACAUGUUUGCACAUUUGUAAAUUAAGAGUUUGAAGAAAGGUUAAUCUGGCUGUUAAUAAAGUCCAUAUUUGAUAAAAAA